Molecule: messenger RNA, 1131 nt
Organism: Pichia membranifaciens NRRL Y-2026
Lineage: Eukaryota; Fungi; Ascomycota; Pichiomycetes; Pichiales; Pichiaceae
Exons: 1
Coding region: 1-1131 (376 amino acids)
Biological process (GO): DNA-templated transcription
Cellular component (GO): RNA polymerase III complex; nucleus
Source: RefSeq, a predicted model, not a curated record
AUGUCAUCGUUGUUCGUUGCAGAGGAACCGGACCAGCCCGAGGUGCACGUGAAGCUCGAGCCUGGGGUUGAGGCAGAUACAGAGACUAUACAGAUAAAGACGGAAGACAUUGAAAACAAAGGGAAAGAGGAGAUGAGCCAGCAAGUGGAAGGAAGGGAUCAUGAGAUGAAAUAUUAUGACGAUGAAGAAUCUGAUUCUGAAGACGAGGAUCUGGAUGAUCCGAUUGUCGACACGAUUCCAUUGCAUCUCAACGCUACUGUCAAGGGCGAGACAUUGGCUCCUUUACUUUUGCAAUUUCCGAACAAGUCUCGCCACUCACAUCUCGCACAAAACCACAUUUCCGCGUUACACAAGCUACAAAUCAAACCUGAAUCAGGGGUAGUGGAGUUGCGUUUACCGUUGGAUACGAGCAACUUCUUCAGUGAGACUGCGUCUGAAAAAUAUAACGUCUCUGAACAAAUUCUCCGAGGAGUAAUCAUACAUGACGAACCGAUUGGGAAGCCUUCAGAUGGCACAAUCCCAUCCAUUUCGGUGAUUCAGCCGAAAAAUGCCAGCGAGAGCGAUAAGGUGAAGCAAGAGAAGAAAUCUGCGUCCAUGUCGAACAAUCCUCUCAAUUCACUGACUUCGAUCCGCACACAGCCUGGCUCUGUUGGCGGUAGUCGAUACCUUGUUGGAGUUCAGGACAAGGAGGGGAGGCUGCAUGUAACUCCGCUGUCGGACACUUGUAUGCUUCGUCCGCACUUCUCGUACAUCGACCAAUCGAAGAUGAGUAAACUGGAACGUGAGCGUGAGCUGCAGCGUGAGCUGAACGGAGCAGGUAGCGACAGUCAUAGCGGCAACGGGAAUGGCUCCGGCAACGGAAACGGCAAUAGUGAGGGAGACAAGAAGAUGAAGAAUGUGAGUGUCGUCACGAUGAGUGCCAAGAGCACGAAGGAAAACGUCCCAAGGUUGGGAGGAGCCUUGUUGAGCGCUAAGUUGGAAAACGAAGAAGAGGGUUCUGAGUUAGCGAUUCUGCCAUGCGACGAGGAGUUCAUAGCGAAGCAUUUCGUUGAGACGUCCAACAACGUAUUGAGGUCUAAGUUCACACAAGACGAGUAUUUGGAUCUGCUCUUUGAGCAGACGAAGCUGUAG